Molecule: messenger RNA, 3083 nt
Organism: Medioppia subpectinata
Lineage: Eukaryota; Metazoa; Arthropoda; Arachnida; Sarcoptiformes; Oppiidae
Source: the annotation of a GenBank genome assembly
AUGGGUUUUGAAUUCAAGGAAUUUCUCAUCAAAAUCGGCAUCAUUUAUGCCGUUCUGUUUAACAAUAUUCUUGAGCACCCGUUGGCCCUCAUCUACCCGACCAUUAGUGAUGAGCCAACGCGGGGACUCCGCGAAUUGAGACAAUGCUAUUCCAGUGAUCAGGUAUCCAAACAUGAAGAAGGAUUGGACAAUGCUAUUCCAGUGAUCAGGUAUCCAAACAUGAAGAAGGAUUGGCCGGUGGCCAUCAGAGAGCCGUCACUAUUGAUAUCAACACUUGAGGGCACUCUUCACGCGAUUGGCCAGCGAUCGGGUCUUAUAAAGUGGUCGCUGAAUGAGUCGCCGAUUCUUAAGUUACCGAACAUUGAGAACAUUACUCAACACCAGAGGAAGAAAAGCCUAUUCCUUCCCGACCCUAAAGACGGCUCACUCUAUCUCUACAAUGGCUUCAGUGCGGCCGAUACUGACAGCGAGUCGGAGAGGGAGUCGUUAGAGAAGCUUCCGUUCACAAUCAGCGAAUUGGUGUCGUCGAGUCCUUGUCGUAGUUCCGAUGGCUUACUCUAUACGGGCAAAAAGAUUGACGAAUGGAUAACAAUCAACGCCGUCACCGGCGAGAGAGUGGAUGUCCUGAACGCAGACACACCGAUGUGUCCGUCACCGCCGAUGACGACCACAGCGUACGGCACGCAGACAUCGAAUCUGCUAUUCAUUGGCAAAAGUGAAUAUCAAUUAUCCAUUUUUGACUUAAAAAGCAAACAAAAGACAUGGAAUCUAACGUUUGUCGACUACUCCUCGUCGGCCGUGUCGUCGAUACCGCAAAACGCGUACGAAUUUCUUCACUUGACAUCGAGUACUACCGGAAGAAUAGCGACAAUCGAUUUGUCGAACGACGCGAACCGCUUCUUAUGGACGCAUCAGUUCUCGUCGCCAAUCGUAUCCAUAUUUCAGUUCAAUGACGGCAUAACACCAGUGCUCCGUCGGGUGCCCUUCUCCACGAUCGGCGGCACUGUUAUACCCAGAAAUCUGCGUCAAAGCAAUCCAUUGUAUCCGUCGCUAUAUAUCGGCGAAAUGCCGGACUCCAAGUCGAUGUACGCGUUGAGCACUUUAGUCGACUUAUCGCAGACAACACUCAUUCCGACCAAACGGAACCGAAAGCUGUUGAUCGAAGGCCCGGACAAACACAAGUCCAUUAACUCGAUUAAAGACUAUUUCAAUAUUUUAGUGUUCGGUUACUACGAAUACCCCGAAGUGACCAAAAGCCAAAUCUACCCCCAGUUUCAAAUCAGUCAAUCGCCUCAUAACCUGUUGACUGCACACAAAGCUAAACACGUGACGGAACCGUUAAUCAUAGGCAACACGUCGUUCAACACCCGUGACGUCGACGUGAUCUACAAUUACGAGGAACUGUUGCGCACAGCCAUUACAUUCCUAUUGGGCGUCACGACAAUUGCGCUCAGCGUUUACAUCGUCUCCAGAAAUUCAAAGACAGAUAAAAACCAAAAACAGAACCAAAACUCUGACCCGAAUUGGGUUUCGGUCGGAAAGAUCAGGUUUGAGCCGAAGUCGAUCAUAGGUCGGGGCUGUUCGGGAACCUGUGUUUACAAGGGUUUGUUCGAAGGCAAACAGAAGAUCGCUGUGAAGCGAGUAGUGGCCGACCAUUUCGUUUUGGCCGAUCGUGAGAUCGAAUUGCUUCGUUCGCUACAACACCCGAAUCUGAUCCGCUAUUUUGCCACCGAAUCGGACGAUAUGUUUCGCUAUAUAGCCAUAGAAUUGGCCGACUUUACGCUCGCCGACUAUCUUGAGAGGGAAGGCGGCGAAGCACUCGUCGAUCCCAUACAAGUGCUCCAUCAGUCGGCUCUCGGUUUAGCACAUCUGCACUCAUUGAAUGUCAUUCAUCGUGAUAUUAAACCGCAAAAUAUCUUAAUAUCAUUGCCAUUACCGCCGAAUAAUACCAGAAAAGUGAUGAUUUCUGACUUCGGUGUCUCCAAAGUAUUAACUUCUGAACACAUGUCGACCGAAGUGUCGGCCGCACUGAAGGGCACAGAGGGUUGGAUCGCAGCCGAAGUAUUAAAGUCCAAAGUGGAAAGAGCGACAUUCAAGCCCUCAAAGCCUAUCGACAUCUUUUCAAUGGGAUGUCUAUUCUAUUACACGUUAACCAAAGGCGAGCACCCGUUCGGAGACCUAUUGCAGAGACAGUCCAAUAUACUGAUGGGUCGGUUCGAUAUCGAUAAACUCAAGACCGAAGAGACGUUCGCCGAAUACAGUCUAAUAUACACAAUGAUUAACUCGGAUCCGAGCGCUCGACCGAACAUCGAGGCGGUGGCCAAACAUCCGCUGUUUUGGGACCCAAACAAGUCGUUACAGUUCCUGCAGGACGUGUCCGAUCGCAUUGAGAAGGAAGCGGUCGACUCGGAUGUGGUGCUCAAUCUGGAGCGCGGAGGGAUCGACGUAUGCAAAGGCGAUUGGAGGCGACACAUAUCCAUUGAACUGCAGGCCGACCUCAAAAAGUUCCGCUCCUAUAGGGGUUCAUCCGUUCGCGACUUAUUGCGUGCGAUGCGUAACAAACGACACCAUUAUAGGGAACUGACGCCCGAAGUACAGCAAUCUCUCGGCGCGAUUCCCAAACAGUUCGUCGAGUAUUGGGACUCAAGAUAUCCCCGCCUUUUGAUCCACUCAUACAUUGCGCUACAAAUGUGUCGAAACGAAGACAUUUUCGACGCCUAUUAUCGGACGGAUUCUGUUUAUUACGAAUCGCUUCCCAGAAGUGGAAUCAAAUGGUUUACCAAAAAUAGCGAAAACCUUAUGCCUAACGGUUUGACGAGUGAUGACUCUCUCGAAGCCAUCAAUUGGAAGAGCUGUAAGAGGAAGGGCUCACCCGUUAAGAGAAGGCCAAUCACUCCCAAACCCGAUGACCAAAACAGUGCCGACAUUUUUGUACAGAAUUAUGACAAAUGAAUUAUCACUUUAUCAUUAUUAUUAUAGUAUACUAUUACUGCUAUUAAUUAUAAUUUAUAUAUUCUUAUAUAUUUUAAUGGUAUGGUUUCGCACGAAAUAAAAAGUUUAUUAAUUUAAUAAUAUAUGAGAAA